GUGAUGCACUCCUUUGGUCAAAUUUAUAUAUCACCACGACUUCCUCUGCUUCCUCUAUCUCUCUCUCUCUCUCUCAACCUCCUGCUCUGUUCUUUCUCUCUUCAUCAUUCAUCAGCUCUUCUCCAUUUCUAUUAUAUCGAUCCCAUCAGAAUACAAACUGAGACAGAAUCUAUGUUAGUCAAAGAAUACUAGUAAAACCCUUUUCAUUAAACAACGUUAAAGUUUUCAAAAAAAUGGCGAAGGUUCAUCCUGAUCAGAGAUUGGCAAGAAUUGAUAGUACGAGUAAUACUGUUGAUUCUAGAUACAUAGCAUCAACCAGAGAAACAUUUACUGUGUGGAUGAAAUCCCUCAUCUUCCAUGGAAAUGGUUGCACGAUUUUUAACUCCAAUGGUGAAAUCGUUUUCCGGGUUGAUAAUUACCAACAAAGAAGCUGCAAUGAGGUUUUUCUCAUGGACCUUAAUGGUGAUGUCCUGUUUUCUAUCCAAAGAAAGAAAAUUAGAGUUUUGGAACGGUGGAUUAAAGGCUACAAAUGGAGUAAUGAAACAGGGGAUGAUAAAAUGGCCAGGCCAUGGAUUCAAGUAAGAAAAUGCAGUAAAAUUCUCGGUGGAAAAAUGGGGUACCGGGUUGCGUUGGGGAGUGAUAAAGCUGCCGGAAUUGGCUACACCAUUAUUGGCUCCGACGAUGGCAAAUCGGAAUUCAAGAUUGUAGACAGUGACGGCCAGGUGGUUGCAGAGGUAAUUACCUUUUUAUUUUAUUUUAUUUUUUUUUCCUUUCUUUCUUCAGGUAUAAAUUUCUUUUAACAGUUCUAGUUUGUUUGAUUAGAAAAUAAGACAAAAAGAGGAUUAAGUUAAUGGACUUAAACGUUAAGGCUAACCUUAACUUUCAGUUUCCAACCAGAUUGAACGAGAUUACAGUAAUUUGAUGUUUUGACCUCAACCAAAAAUUGUGUUCUGUUUUCUGGCCAAGUGUCACAAUGAAUUCAUUUCCCUCCUUCACAAAUUAGUGUCAAAAAAAAAAAAAAAAAAAAACAAACAAACAUUGAGAUGUUUCACACAUAUGUUAUAACUAUCACUUCCAUUGGAAAAAAUUUUCACCUUUUUUUUUUUUUUGUUCUAACUUCUAAGUGGAGAAAGUUGAAAUAUGAUUAGGGAGUUAGGAAGUUGUCCCAAACAAACACCCCUUUCUCCCAACCAACAUGUUGGCCUAUCAAUUACUACUUUCAUUCUUUUUUUUCUCACUUACCACAAACGAAAUCAUAAAGGAGAAAAGGAACUAGUAUUUGUUCUGUUUGUUAAAUGAGGAUUGGUGAUGUUAUUAUUAACUUUUGAACUUUUUUAGGUGAGGCACAUCAAUGACCUAUUUACUACUAGUAAUUUGUACCCAAAACAAAACUAGAAAGGUCAUUCUCAAUAAACUCCCAAUUAGUACAAUUAGUAGCUAGCACCAACUAAUAAUGAAAAGGAGACCACAUCAUUAUGACAAAAAAGAAUUGGUGGGCAAAAUGCACAAUUUCAAAUUCCAGUGUUUUUUUUUUUUCUUUCCGACAACAUUAAAUAGGGUUGCCUAAAAUCAGCUGUGUUUGUCUGCAGGCAAAACAAAAGCGAUCAUCCACAGGUGUUUCCUACGGAGAUGAUGUAUUGACCUUAAUGGUGGAACCCCAAACCGAUCAAUUACUUAUGGUUGCUCUCAUGACAGUUCAUGGCCUCAUCCAUCAUAGAUUAUGAUUGUGAUUGAUCAUCAUUCAUCAUCAUUAUCAUAAAUCCUCACUCAUUCCGGCAAUCAAGCUCUUGAUCAAGAUAUAUAGAACAUUCAUUUUGAUGAAUGAAAAUUUUGUAUGUAUAGGAAAUGAAGGCGGAAAAAAAAAUUGUAUAAUCGGGGUUUUACUUGUACACACACAUAUUGCUCUGAGGAAAAAAAAACAAAAAAAAGCCCUAAAAGCCUAAAAGAGAAACUCAUCAGUUGUACAUAUUGCUGAGUGAUAAAUUCAAAUCAAAACCAAAAAAGAAGAAAUUUCUUGAUUUUCUAGUUGAGUUUGUUUGCUGAG
Oldenlandia corymbosa var. corymbosa is the source of this 2044-nucleotide messenger RNA. The record is from the annotation of a GenBank genome assembly. Lineage: Eukaryota; Viridiplantae; Streptophyta; Magnoliopsida; Gentianales; Rubiaceae.